GCACCAAGUAACCAUGGAUCCAUUGCAUUCGACGAAAAAUCAUCUUUUCUUGAGGCUGACAUCCUACCAGACAAGCCACAGAAUAAGAUGGCAGUGAGGGAUAACCAUAGACUCUGGCCUGGGGGUCAACUACUCUAUCGUCUGGAUUUCGACACUACAAGCAACACUUACGUGAAAGACGUGGUGGAGUCAGCGAUGAAGCAGAUCAAUGCCGUGGGUUGCGUCGCCAUUGAGGUCGCCUCCGCAUCGGCAACUGAUUAUAUUUCGGUGCAGCUGGGCAACGACUACUCCUCCUACAUGGGCCGCCAGGGUGGCCCGCAGAACAUGACGGUGGUGGCGAAGACCAUUAACAGGGGCACCGUGAUGCAUGAGCUCAUGCAUUCCCUAGGUUUGGGACACGAGCACAACAGACCUGACCGAGAUGAGUAUGUGACUGUGGACUUUGAUAACAUACAGGAUGCAGCAAAACCAUACUUCACCAAAUACACGCCAAAUGACCCACUUGAAGAGGACCAUCUGGAGUACGACUACACGAGUUUGAUGCACGCUACUAAUGUUUACGAUGAAGAGAUCAAUAUUGACAUCAUGAAGCCUGUCAUAUGGAGGAAUGACGGGGGCAUAGAACUUGGUCAGAGGUCAUACUUGACAGAGCUUGACCAACAGCGACUGAAGAUGAUCUACAGUUGUGACGUCUGCAAAUCCAACCAGGCAGGCAGCUUGCUGUUCAGGUACCCAGGAGAUUGCUCUAGAUUCAUCCAGUGCUCCAAUGCACAAGCUUACAUCAUGGACUGCCCUCAAGGACUCCACUUCAAUAACAAAAAACAGAUCUGUGACUACCCAGACCAAGCCGAAUGCACCACCCAAAGCGCAUGACCUUCUACAUCCCACCUCCAUUUUACACCCCGGGAAAGAAAAUGGAGCACAACAUGGAGAGAUGAGAAGCAAGAUGGAAAAAGAUAAAAAGUUGAAGAUAUCCUAAUAACUAUUUAGAAUAAGAAGUAUACUUUUAAAAGUACCAGUCUAAGCUUGCUCGUCAACAUGCCUUGUCAGAUUAUGAUCACCUAUAUAUUGCAGAUCCAGUUCAUGGAGGGUAAAUCUAAAUAACAGGAAUGGUAUAAAGUGUUUUUUGGUAAGUAUAUAAGCAUCAUGAAUAAUGCCGUUUCAUUUUCCUUGACUUGAACGGUGUACGAGGGUUAUGUGAAUAAGAAAAGGUAGGUAGAAGGAAGGAGAGGGAAUAGGGAAAGAAGGAAGAGAAGCGAGUGUUUUAUACAAAUACAAAGAACUACACUUUGGACGAUUCAGAGCAUAUUCCUCAUACUCAUCCCCCUCCCUGACCUCAAUGAUCAGAUGCCUUAUGAACCUAAUAGAGUGCCUGCUGUUGUCCCUAAAAAGUGUGCUUCUGUGCUGACACCCUGCCUGGCCAAACUCUUUCGUUUUUGCCUUUCAACAUCUACCUUUCCUUCCUGCUGGAAGUAUGCCUACAUACAGCCUGUGCCUAAGAAGGGUGACCGCUCCAAUCCAUUAAACUACUGUCCUCUAGCUUUACUUUCUUGUCUUUCUAAAGCUUUUGAAUGAAUCCUUAACCAGAAGAUUCAUAAGCAUUCAUAAGUAGGAAGACACCUACCAAAACGGGCGUAAGCCACUCCCGGUGAGGUAUAUACGGGAAGCGAAGAGGAUGCUGCAAGCCCACCAAAGACCCUUCCCGUGUCCUCACUUUCCGUUUCCCUAUUGCCUCAUCAACACCAGAGAGUAGUUCAGUAUGAUCUCAAAAGACAAAUCCUCUUAUUUUCCCCACCACACUACAUACACACACACACACACACACCAUUUCUCCAAAAAAAAAAUCAAAAUUCAAAAUGGCUAAUACCAAUACUCGGAGGCCCCGUCCUGAAGGGGGGACCACAAAUGCCCUCAGAGCUGACUCCAGUUUUGGCUAUCGACCCAAGAGGUGUCUUCAUAGCUCCUCAAACUAUUUCUUUAUUAACUUCUGCAACAUUAGCGGUCUUCAUUCCAAUUUUCCUUCUGUGGAACACCACCUCUCCUCCUCUAAACCUCACCUUCUCUUCCUCACCGAAACUCAGGUCUCGGAGGCUACUGACAGUCAUCUCUACUCUGUUACAUCCUAUUAUCUCUAUCCUAAAUUUCAAUCCAAAGCUGGAUGUUGAGUCUACGUACGCAACAUCACUUACUCUCGUGUCCAUGCCCUUGACUUUUCUGAAUUUUCCACCAUCUGGCUAAGACUUAACUGUCACUCUAUCACUAAAUACGUCUUUACUGUUUAACUCUCACCUACCUCUACCAACUAUGUAAAAUUCUUUGACUUUAUGAACUCUAAAGUGGAGCACAUCUUGACUCACUCUCCCUUCGCUGAAAUCUCCGUCUUAGGAAAUUUCAAUGCUUACCACCAGCUUUGGCUUUCAUCUUCUUUUACUGGCCAGCCUGGUGAACAAGACUACAACUUUGCUCUCCUCAAUGAUUUAGAGUAGUUGGUUCACUACCCUACCUGUAUUCCCGACCACCUUGGAGACACGCCCAAUAUUCUUGACCUUUUCCUAACCUUUAACCCUUCGCCUUACUCUGUCAAACUGUUCUCUCCUUUGGGCUCCUCCGAUCACAACCUUAUUUAAGUAUUCUGUUCUAUCGCUCCUGUACAUCCUCAGGACCCACCGAAGAGGUGGUGCUUUUUGGCAUUUCGCUUCAGCUCGGUGGGAUGACCUGAGGAUGUUCUUUUUCCGAUUUCUCGUGGAAUGAUUAAUAUAUCCAGGAAAGAGACCUCUAUGUAUGUGCCCAGCGCAUCGAGGUGUUUGACUCUGGAAUAGAACACAUACAACGUACUUUCUCUAUCCCUCAUACUAAGAAGCCUUAGUUUAAUCACGCUUGUUCUCGUGUUAAUCAUGAUCUUUACAUUUCUGCCCGGAAUCGUGCCAAAUAUAUUCUCCGACUAAGCGAAAACUCUUUCAUUAAUAGAGUGCCACAACUUUGCUUGCUCAAAUUCUUCCAGAAACUUCUGGCACCUAGCCAAAAAUGUCUCCUCCAUCUUUCUCUCCUCUCCUUAAUCCUGAUGGCAGGACCGCCGUCACAUCUGUCUCUAAGGCUGAACUCUUCUCUCAGACUUUCUCUAAAUACUCCACUCUGGACGAUUCUGGGCAUAUUCCUCCUACUCUUCCCCCCUCCGACUCCUUUAUGCCUGUUAUUAAGAUUCCUAAGAAUGUUUUCUAUGCCCUCUCUAGCCUCAAUCCUCAGAAGAUUUGUGGACCUGAUGGAGUGCCUCCUAUGACUUUGGUCAUUCUCUCCUAGCCGUUCCGGUGAAACAUUUUACUGUUACUUUAGACAUCUCGAAAGCUUUCGACAGAGUCUAGCACAAAUCUUUGAUUUCAAAACUACCCUCCUACGGAUUUUAUCCCUCUCUCCUUUAUCUCCAGUUACCUUUCUGGCCGAUCUAUCUCUGGUGUGGUAGACGGUUACUUCUUCCCCUAAACCUAUCAACAAUGAUGUCCCGCAGGGCUUCCAAUCCCUCUGUUGUUUAAUGAUAAUCUUCUCUCCAAAACAAACUGUCCUAUGCAUUCUUACGCCAAUGACUCUACUUUGAAUUACUCACCAUCUUUUGAUAGCAGGCCUUUCCAACAGGAACUAUAUGAUUCCAAGCUAGAGGCUGGAGAACGCUUAACCUCAGAGCUUACUGUCAUUUCCGAUUGGGGCAAGAAGAACUUGGUGUCCUUUAAAGCCUCAAAAACUCAAUUUCUCCACCUGUCAACUUGACACAAUCUUCCAAACACCUUUCCCCUGUUCUUCGAUAACACUCAGCUGUCAACUUCUAACAAUAAACAUCCUCGGUCUAUCAUUAAGGGAGCGUCACUUACUUUAAUUUUGUUUGAGGACAUCAAAAUUUAAUCCAUUCUUCGGUUUAUUUAUGCAUCAAUUCUUUUGUAAUGAAGUAUCAUUCCAUCAUUCCUGUACUGCCUGAGUAAAACACGUAAAUCCCUUUAAUAAUAACACAAAAGUACGCAAAAAUUAAAACAUCACUUUACCUAAGGAUACCACUGAGCCAUUCUUUGAGAAAGGUUUGCUCUUUGUCCCUUAGUGUAGAACAUUUAUUGUGGAUUCCUUUUUACUUACUAGUCUGCAUCUCUCCGUAUAAUAUUUUACUUGCAAGUAACCUAAAAUAACUGUGAAUUUGAGGGGAAAGGAACAAUGAAAUAUGUGUGAAACUAAUUAUAUUCAUUUCACUCCACAUAAAAAAAAGAAAAAGGUUUCCUCUUUGUGACAAAAAAAAAAAAAGAUCACUCAAAUCGGUUGAGGCAUAACAGAGUUAUGUUCUUCUAAUUGCCAAAAAAAAAAAAAAACCAGUUUUGAGAUAUACGGCAUUUAAAGUUUGAGGCGUAGCUGAGCGUACCGUUUAAAUCGUGUAUUGGGGAUGCCUACGGUCGCAAUAUUUUUAUUUAUUUUGCUAAUAAAAAACACUUUAGAAACCAGGUUUUACCACGAAACUUUGAGAGACUGUUACCAUCAUCACAAUCAUAUUUUAGAAACACAUAACUAAUUUUCGUCAAAUCUCAAAAAUUAUCGUACAUUUCAGUACGACGCUCCCUUAACUCAAAAUCUCAACUGGAAACUUCAUAUCUCAUCCCUCACUAAAUCACCCUCCUCUAGGUUGGGCGUUCUUUACCGUCUCCGCCAGUUCUUUCCCCCUCCCAAAUACUGUCUAUAUACAGAGACCUUGUCUGCCCUCGUAUGGAGUAUGCAUCUCAUAUGUGGGUGGGU
Molecule: messenger RNA, 4761 nt
Organism: Eriocheir sinensis (Chinese mitten crab)
Lineage: Eukaryota; Metazoa; Arthropoda; Malacostraca; Decapoda; Varunidae
Product: astacin-like metalloprotease toxin 5
Exons: 8
Coding region: 88-873 (261 amino acids)
Biological process (GO): proteolysis
Cellular component (GO): extracellular region
Molecular function (GO): chitin binding; metalloendopeptidase activity; zinc ion binding
Source: RefSeq, a predicted model, not a curated record